Fusarium coffeatum is the source of this 2457-nucleotide messenger RNA. RefSeq lists its product as uncharacterized. Gene Ontology annotation, molecular function: ATP binding; ATP-dependent peptidase activity; ATP hydrolysis activity. Bases 1 to 2457 code for a protein of 818 amino acids. Lineage: Eukaryota; Fungi; Ascomycota; Sordariomycetes; Hypocreales; Nectriaceae. The record is from RefSeq and is a predicted model, not a curated record. Gene Ontology annotation, cellular component: mitochondrial inner membrane. Gene Ontology annotation, biological process: mitochondrion organization; protein quality control for misfolded or incompletely synthesized proteins. The transcript has 4 exons.
AUGGCAUUCAACGCCAUGAUGCUGCCGAAUAUGGCAGCAACAACUACGGAGUUAUGGCCUUCGCUUGCGAAUACUGUCAUGGCUCCCUGGAAACACACGACUUCACUUCCGGCUCGUCGAUCGGUUCCUUCGAAGGAGAACAAAACGUUUGAAUCUCAACAAGCACCUGAACUUCGAAUUCCCGACUUUCUACAAAAAGUUGACUUUUCAUCUCUCUCUCGUUCACGGUUUGCUUCCAUGACACCGAUGACUGCGCAGACUACUAUCUCCAGCAUGGGCCGUGUUGGCCUUCAGGCGGCCAACCCCAUCUUGCGACACCCCUACUUUCAACCCCGCGCAUCAUCCCCGUCGUCCUUCAUGCGAUCAUUCUCCUCAUCUUCUGGUAUUCUGUCAUCUCGUGCUAUCUCGACACUCGGUCCAUUUUCUGUCCAGCGCAGAGCAUUCGGCAGCUCCAAUGGCAUUUCCCGUAAUCAGCUCGCGACAUUAGAGGAAUCCGCCAACCGAAACCCUGGUAAUGCAAACGCGCAGAAUGCUUUUUAUCAGCUUCUUCUCCGAGCCAACAUGCCUGCUAUUCUUGUGGAACGAUAUCAAUCUGGACGCUUCGCUGUCAACCCUGCAACCAAUGACGCCUAUCAGCGAGCCCUCACCAUGCUUGGUGCUAGUGCCAACCAAGCUGCGAGCGCGCCUGGAGCUAUGAAUGGAAACUUUGGACGUACCCAGUGGCCUACUUAUGAACAAGGUAUUGCUAACGCUGCCGUGGCUGGUUCUGCAACCGCUGGCAACCCUAUGGGUCAUAAGGGAGAACCCAUCCAUGUCGUCGUUCAAGAAUCGACUCGGUCUAUCAUCUUCCGCUGGGUCAAAUUCUUGGCCAUCUUUGUCGUCACUACAUAUCUGUGCUUUGCUCUCGUUACUAUUGCUAUCGAAGCUUUCAGCACUUUCCGCCAGAGAGGUCCCAACAGUAAGCAGGACUCUGAGGUCAAGGCUGAGAAGCAAAACACGAAGUUUAACGACGUUCAUGGUUGUGACGAAGCCAAGGAAGAACUCCAGGAAGUCGUCGAGUUUCUGAAGAAUCCCGAGAAGUUCAGCGAUCUAGGUGCUAAACUUCCCAAGGGUGUCCUCUUGGUUGGUCCUCCCGGUACUGGUAAAACACUUCUUGCUCGAGCCGUUGCCGGUGAAGCUGGUGUUCCUUUCUUCUAUAUGUCCGGUAGUGAGUUUGACGAGAUCUUUGUUGGUGUCGGCGCCAAGCGAGUGCGCGAGCUCUUCACUGCCGCCAAGAACAAGUCCCCUGCCAUUAUCUUUAUCGAUGAACUCGACGCCAUAGGAGGCAAGCGCAACCCUAGGGAUCAGGCACACGCGAAACAGACACUGAACCAGCUGCUCACUGAAUUGGACGGAUUUGAUCAGGAAAGCAAGAUCAUCAUUAUCGGAGCCACCAACUUGCCCAAGAUGUUGGAUAAGGCCCUUACUCGCCCUGGACGCUUCGAUCGACACGUCAACGUUGACCUGCCUGAUGUUAGAGGCCGAAUUGCUAUUCUCAAACACCACGCCAAGAAGAUCAAGAUUUCUCCUGAUGUCGACCUCGAGGCUAUUGCUACCCGAUGCCCUGGUCAUUCAGGUGCCGAACUGGAGAACAUGCUCAAUGUCGCUGCUCUUCGAGCCAGUCGAGCCAAAGCCAGCUUUGUUUCAAAGCAGGACAUGGAAUGGGCUUACGACCGAGUUACUAUGGGUUCUGAGCGCAAGUCAAUGGUUAUCACCGAAAAAGAGAAGGAAAUGACGGCUUACCAUGAGGCUGGUCACGCGCUUGUCCAGCUUUUCGACAAGGAGAGCUCAAACACCCUCUACAAGGUUACAAUUCUGCCCAAGGGUCCCUCGCUGGGCCACACUGCUCAACUUCCCCAGAUGGACAAGUAUUCCUACACGGCUGCUGAGUAUAUGUCGAAUAUUCGUGUGGCGCUCGGAGGCAAGAUGGCCGAGGAGCUGCGAUACGGCGGUGAUAAAGUGACCUCGGGUGUUUCAUCGGAUCUUGAGAAGGCGACUGAUCUAGGAUUCAUGAUGGUCACCCUUUUCGGCAUGUCUAGCGUGUUAGGACCUGUUGAAUAUGGCCGAAGAUACGAGAAUCUCAGUUCUGAAACCAAGGCAGCAAUCGAAGGCGAAGUCCAAAAAACGAUAAGAAAGUCAUAUGAGGAUGUGCGAACGCUGUUGACCGACAAGCGAAAAGAAUUGGAUUUGCUCGCCAAGGCUCUCGUGCAGUAUGAGACCUUGGACAAGUCUGAAGUGGAGAAGGUGAUUCGAGGCGAGAGUCUCCCCGGACGUAUCAUCGCACCCAAGGGACCUAUGAAGUUGCCUAUGCCUCAACAAUCUCCUACGCCACCUGGUCUUGGUGGCGUUCCCCAGCCUCAUCCUCCGGAGAGCCCUGCACCACCAGCUGCAGCAGACACAUCUAGAACUGAGGGUUGA